CGCGAUCUCGACUCACCGCAACCUUCGCCUCCCGGGUUUAAACGAUCCUCCCGCCUCGGCCCUGCCGAAUAGCUGGGACUACAGGUUCAUCAAGUUAAGCAGCGCAGCAGCCCUCUAAGGGCCAGUCCCAGGCCCAGGGGCUCCUCCGACAGCGCAGACAGAUGUCCUGGGCGGCUGGCUCGACUCAGUCCCCGGUCCCCGGCCCGGGGCCACCGGCCACCCGCGCCCCGCCCACAGCUCUCAGCAGUUAACCAGGCAACCGCGCACAGAAGCCACCACCGGGACACAGAAAGCGUGUUUGGCGCAGGGCGCGCCCCGCCACCCCGCCUAUCCGGCCUUAGCCAAUGGCUUGCUGCGCCGGUGCCUGGAGCGCAAAGCCUGUUCUUCUUCCUGGGACAGCGCUGUGCGCAUGCGCCUUGACGAGUGGGCGCCGUACGUAGCGGAGGGAGCCAUGGACAACUGUUUAGCCGCUGCGGCGCUGAACGGGGUGGACCGACGUUCCCUGCAGCGCUCAGCAAGGCUGGCUCUGGAAGUGCUGGAGCGAGCCAAGAGGAGGGCAGUGGACUGGCGUGCGUUGGAGCGUCCCAGAGGCUGCCUGGGGGUCCUUGCCCGGGAGGCGCCCCACCUAGAGAGACGGCCCGCAGCCGGCCCACAGCGCUUUCUCCCGGGAGAGAGAGAAGAGAGACCCCCAACCCUUAGUGCUUUCUUCAGAACAAUGGCUGAAUUCAUGGACUAUACUUCAAAUCAGUGUGGGAAAUAUUAUUUAUCUAUGCCAGAGGAAGGAGGGGCAACACAUGUUUAUCGUUAUCACAGAGGCAAGUCGAAGCUGCACUUGUGUUCGGACAAAGGUAAUGGUCAGAGAAAAGACAGACGAAAGACAUCCCUUGGUCCUAGAGACAUCUAUCAAGUGUCAGAGCAUGCUCCAGAGGCAUCCCAGACCGCUGAGAACAUCUCUAAGGACCUCUACAUAGAAGUAUAUCCAGGGACCUAUUCUGUCACUGUGGGCUCAAAUGGCUUAACCAAGAAGACUCAUGUGGUAGCAGUUGAUUCUGGACAAACUGUGGACCUGGUCUUCCCUGUGUGAUGUUGACCAUCACCUUUUUUUAAGCAGUAAGAAUAAAGCCACUGUAUGAUUCUCUUAA
Molecule: messenger RNA, 1142 nt
Organism: Callithrix jacchus (white-tufted-ear marmoset)
Lineage: Eukaryota; Metazoa; Chordata; Mammalia; Primates; Cebidae
Source: RefSeq, a predicted model, not a curated record